This is a messenger RNA of Pyricularia grisea, 1947 nucleotides long. RefSeq lists its product as uncharacterized. Bases 1 to 1947 code for a protein of 648 amino acids. NCBI's taxonomy places the organism in Eukaryota, Fungi, Ascomycota, Sordariomycetes, Magnaporthales, Pyriculariaceae. Gene Ontology annotation, molecular function: flavin adenine dinucleotide binding; oxidoreductase activity, acting on CH-OH group of donors. The record is from RefSeq and is a predicted model, not a curated record. The transcript has a single exon.
AUGAAGCUGCCACAGUUAUUAGGCCAGCUGUGCCUCUCUUUCACACUGGCUGCCGCUGUGGACUUGACUGGUUAUGAAUACAUUGUAGUCGGGUCCGGGGCCGGUGGUGGUCCGCUGGCCGCACGCCUCGCCAUGGCUGGCAAGAAGACACUGCUGCUAGAAGCAGGUGACGACCAAGGCGCAAGCCUUAACUACACCGUCCCGGCAUAUCACGCCCGCUCGAGCGAGGAUGACUCCAUGAGCUGGGACUUUUUCGUGCGCAACUAUGCCGACGAAGCACAGCAGGCCCGCAACUUCAAGACGACGUACGAGACCCCCGACGGGGGCGAGUACACUGGCCUGAACCCUCCCGCCGGUUCCAAGAUGAAGGGUGUCCUCUACCCAAGAGCCGGCACCCUUGGUGGAUGCACGGCGCACAACGCCAUGGUCACCAUCUAUCCGUUCCGCUCCGACUUUGACGACAUAGCAAACCUCACUGGCGACAACUCCUGGUCUGCCACCAACAUGCGAAAAUACUUUACCAAGAUGGAGGACAACCGCUACCUUCUCCCGGGCAAGGCGGGUCACGGGUACUCAGGGUGGCUGACCACUCAAACCGCUCCUCUGACCAUCGCCCUGGGCGACCUGCAGCUUCUUGGAUUCUUUGUGGGCGCUGCCGCUGCGCUCACAAACUGGUCGACCAAUCUGGUCUUCAACCUCGCCACGCUGUUCGCCGGGGACGCAAACGAGGACUCGGCCCUGCGCGACAGCAGACCUGGCAACUUCCAAGUCCCACUGGCGACGCGUGAUGGUGCCCGUGUCAGCUCCCGCGACUUCAUCGUCGCGGUCCGUGAUGCCAAGAAUCCGGACGGGAGCAAGAUGUACCCGCUCGACGUCCGCACCGACGCCCUCGUCACAAAGGUCUUGUUCGACGACAGUACUCCUCCAAGGGCCACUGGUGUCGAGUUCCGCGACGGCAAGUAUCUCUACCGCGCCAGCCCGAGAUCCAAAAAGGCCGGGCCCGGCGUGCGCGGCACGGCAACGGCUUCGAGAGAAGUCAUACUCGCAGCUGGCGCCUACAACUCGCCGCAGCUCCUCAAACUGAGCGGCGUCGGCCCCGCCGCCGAGCUGGAGCGCCUGUCCAUACCCGUCGUAAAGGACCUCCCGGGCGUUGGCGCCAACCUCCAGGACCACUACGAGGUCUCAGUGCAAGGAACAACCCCUUCGAACUUUCCCUCCCUCAACGGCUGCACGUUCUCGCCCGAGACUACCCAAGACCCCUGCCUGACACGCUGGCAAAACCCGAUACUGGGCAACCGGGGCAUCUACUCAUCGUCCGGUUUCGCCAGCGCCAUAUACUACAAGAGCAAAGAAGCUAAGGGUAGCGACUGGGACGUAUUUUCGUUUGGCGGGCCCGCCAACUUCCGCGGCUACUUCCCGGGCUACUCGGUCAACGGUUCAGCGCGCCACAACGUCUUCAGCUGGGCCGUGCUCAAGGCGCAUCCGCGCAACUCGGCCGGGAGCGUCACUCUCCGGACGGCCGACCCGCUCGACGUGCCCGACAUUGUGUACAACUACUUCAAGGAUGCCGGCUCCGACAAGGACCUGCGCGCCAUGACGGAGGGCGUAAAGCUCUUCCGCAACGCCCUGAAGCUGCAGCUGCUUGGACAGCCGCUCCGCGAGGAGCUGCCGGGUGAUGCCGUGCAGACCGACGAGCAAAUCGCAAACUACAUUCGCGACACGGCCUGGGGCCACCACGCCUCGAGCACAUGUGCGAUUGGGACCGACGACGAUCCCAUGGCGGUGCUGGACUCGAGCUUCAGGGUCAGGGGAGUGACGGGCUUAAGAGUCGCCGAUGCUUCUGUCUAUCCCAGGAUACCCGGGACUUUUACGGCAGUUUCAACGUACAUGAUUGGGGAGAAGGCAGCCGAUGUUAUAAUUUCUCAGGAAAGUGCCUACACGAGGUAG